Molecule: messenger RNA, 747 nt
Organism: Eremomyces bilateralis CBS 781.70
Lineage: Eukaryota; Fungi; Ascomycota; Dothideomycetes; Eremomycetales; Eremomycetaceae
Exons: 2
Source: RefSeq, a predicted model, not a curated record
AUGAACCAUUCGGAGGAAGAAACUCAGUCGAGGAGUCAUGCAUUAAUUGCCGUGGCUGCAGUAAUGCUGUUUGUCACAUACCUCACAGUGUCACUGAGAUUAUGGGUUCGAGGCCGAAUGAUUCAUUCACUUGGCUGGGAUGAUGCUCACAUGUGCAUCGCGCUGUGGUCGAUUAUAAACGAGGUAUUCUACGUCCUCACGCACAUCUUUAUGAAGAUAUCUCUCGCGAUCCUCUUCCUACGGCUCAUCAUCGUCAAGUGGCAACGAUAUCUCGUCUUUAUCGUCAUCGGUCUCGGCACUAUAGUCAAUAUCGUGUCCAUCUUCUUUGUCAUAUUUAUGUGUGGUAACCCACGUUCCUAUCUCGACCGAGUCGUCACGAAGAAAUGUGUCAACAGCACAGUCCAGAUUGCCAUGGCUUACGAGCAGGCUGGGGUAACACUGAUGACCGACUGGGUGUUGGCAAUCCUGCCGGUAUUCCUUCUGUGGAAUGCGAAGAUGGAUAGGAGAACCAAGGUAUCAGUUGGAUUUAUCCUCCUCCUGGGGACGACCGGUUCCGUCGCCGCUGUCGCUCGUUUCCCUUAUAUCGAAAACAUUGCCCUUGUCGACGAUUUCUUCUGGAAUGCGUCGAACCUCGCCAUCUGGUCCACCAUUGAACUCGGCACCGGCAUUACUGCUGGCUCGCUCGCAACUUUGCGGCCACUUUUCAAACGCAUUGCGUACCACGUGAAUAAAUCCACCCGAUCAGGA